AUGGCCCCUGCACUAAGGAUGCGCACAUCAAUCCUACCCGAAAAACUAAUCAUCACCCUCACCAUCUUCAUCAUCGAUAGCCCCCUGCGGAAAUUCCACUGGAAUUUUGUUGUCGACGAGGAAGAAGAAUGGCGCGCCUGCUCUGUAAAACGCAAGAGAGAGAUGGAGGAAGAGGAAGGAGAAGAGAAAAAGAAGAAGGAGAAGAAGCCCAGACUAUUCUUCCGGAGAUGGUCGGCGCCUUUGGCGCCUGUCCUUUCUGCUGUCCCUGCUGUUGUUGCCCCUGCCACCACAAAAUCGCGAACUUAUGAUGAACGCGCUGUGGCGGUCCUGGCGUCUGUCCAGAAAAAGUUGUCAGCCCGGCGAAAAAGGGACAAGAAGCCCAAGCCCAAGCCCAAAGGGCAUUCUAUUCUCGAAGAAAUGGUGAUGGAAAUGCUAUGA
Fusarium odoratissimum NRRL 54006 is the source of this 438-nucleotide messenger RNA. RefSeq lists its product as uncharacterized. The transcript has 4 exons. The coding region runs from base 1 to 438 and encodes 145 amino acids. NCBI's taxonomy places the organism in Eukaryota, Fungi, Ascomycota, Sordariomycetes, Hypocreales, Nectriaceae. The record is from RefSeq and is a predicted model, not a curated record.